Cercospora beticola is the source of this 2248-nucleotide messenger RNA. RefSeq names its product phytoene desaturase family protein. NCBI's taxonomy places the organism in Eukaryota, Fungi, Ascomycota, Dothideomycetes, Mycosphaerellales, Mycosphaerellaceae. The record is from RefSeq and is a predicted model, not a curated record. Gene Ontology annotation, biological process: carotenoid biosynthetic process. Gene Ontology annotation, molecular function: oxidoreductase activity.
CUCACCUCAACAAACGCCUCCGCGUUGCCCACCCUCUCUUCUUUUCACCAUGAACAAUACAACACCACAUCCCUCUCGACUUGCCCUCCCACCGCGAUGUCGUCCUCAGCGAAGAAGCCGACCGCGAUAGUGAUCGGCUCUGGCGUUGGCGGCGUCAGCACUGCUGCCCGCCUGGCUCGCGCAGGCUUCCACGUCACCGUCCUCGAGAAGAACAACUUCACCGGCGGUCGCUGCAGUCUCAUCCACUAUGACGGCUACCGAUUCGAUCAAGGGCCCUCGCUCCUCUUACUCCCCGGCCUCUUCCAUCGCACUUUCGCAGAGCUCGGAACGAGCUUAGAGCAGGAAGGCGUAAAGCUUUUGAAAUGUGAACCGAAUUACAUGAUCCACUUCUCCGAUGGCGAGAAGUUCACCUUGUCAAGUGAUCUGAGUGUCAUGAAGAGGGAAGUAGAAAAAUGGGAAGGAAAAGAAGGAUAUACACGCUAUCUCGAAUUCCUGAAAGAGAGUCAUGGACACUACGAGUUGAGUGUACGAGAAGUCUUGCUCAGGAACUUCGAAGGCUUGACAGCAAUGCUGCGUCCUGAGUUUCUACGACAUCUGUUACAAUUACAUCCUUUUGAAAGCAUUUGGACAAGAGCGGGGAAAUAUUUCUGGACAGAGAGGCUGAGGAGAGUCUUUACAUUUGGAAGCAUGUAUAUGGGCAUGAGCCCGUUUGAUGCGCCGGGCACGUACAGUCUGCUGCAGUAUACGGAACUGGCAGAGGGGAUUUGGUAUCCUGUGGGGGGAUUUCACCGGGUUGUGGAAGCGCUGGUCAGGAUUGGGGAGAGGGAGGGAGUGGAUUUUAGGAUGGAGACCGCUGUGAAAAAGAUCCUGCUGAGUGAAGAUGGAGGUGCUGCAAGAGGUGUGGAACUGGAAGAUGGGACAAGAUUGGAGGCGGAUGUGGUGGUCAACAAUUCAGACUUGGUGUAUGCAUACGAGAAGCUGUUGCCGAUCAAGACACCAUAUGCAGAGAGCUUGAAGGGGAGACCUGGGAGCUGUUCGAGUAUAUCCUUCUAUUGGGCGUUGGAUCGACAAGUACCAGAACUGGAGGCGCACAACAUCUUUCUAGCAGACGAGUACCGGGAGUCAUUUGACAGCAUCUUCAAGAAGCACCUGAUACCAGACGAGCCGAGCUUCUACGUCAACGUUCCGAGCAGAGUCGACUCUACCGCCGCCCCAGAAGGAAAAGAUUCUGUCGUGGUAUUAGUACCCGUAGGCCAUCUCCUCGAAGAAGAUCGCCACGCCUCACAAGCACCUCAACAGUCAGCAUCGCAGAACGGACACAUCUCCUCCGCCUCUCCAACAGACCAAUCAGGCCUCACCCCAACAGAAAAACAAAACUGGCCCGCCAUGAUCUCUCUCGCCCGAACAACCAUCCUCUCCACAAUCCAAUCCCGCACAAACGUCGACCUCACCCCCCUUAUAAUCCACGAAUCCACCAAUUCCCCUCUCUCAUGGAAACAAACCUUCAACCUCGACCGCGGAGCUAUCCUCGGUUUAUCCCAUUCCUUUUUCAACGUCCUCUGUUUCCGCCCUAAAACUCGCGCUCGCAAACCGGGUGCGUUCGAUGCGCAGCUUUUGAAAUUAGGAGUUGUGGGGAGAGCAGCGGAGGUUAUUAUUGAUGCGUUUAGAGGGAGGAGUAAAGAUAUCAAGGGGCUGUAUAUGGUUGGGGCGAGUGCGCAUCCGGGGACUGGAGUGCCGAUUUGUUUGGCUGGAGGGGCGUUGGUUGCGGAGCAGAUUUGUGGGGAUUAUGGGGUGGAGAUUCCGUGGAAGGAGGAGAGGAAAAGGGAUGAUGUGGGAGGGAAAAGGAAGUUGGAUGUGUUGGAGAGGCCGAUGUGGUUGGAUAGUUGGGAGCAGUGGGUUAGUGUGUUAAUUUAUGUGUUGGUGGCGAUUUUCGCUUGGCUCUGGGUGAAGUUUCGAUGAUGAGGGCGAAGGGAAAGCUGGGAUGAGGCUGGUGCAUGAAAGGAAGACGAUAUGGCUACGUUCAGAACAUCUAUAGAACGAUCUUCAAGCUACGACAAAGCAAUCCAAGUAUCAUCUCCUGAUACCAAGUCGGCCAACACUGAAGCCGCGCCUACACAGCACUCUGUGCCUCAUACCAUGGCCUUAGCUCGCUCUCAGAACCAAAUUGCAGGACGUCAACGUGAUCGGGCUUUCACUAAUUUGCGAAUGCUCCGCUUAUACAGAACCAAGACCAUCGAACUACUUUGAC